GUUCGAACGAGUGAUUCAUUAUGAGUCUGAUUUAACAAAGCUCUUCACACUGAAUCUUUUUUUCUCUCUCUCAAAAUGAUCUGUUUAAACAAAUCAAUUUAGAAUGAGACUUGAGAACGCUGGCUCUCUAGGACCUGCUAGUGUUUGAUUUUAGUUUGCACUUGGGAGGAGAUAGGAGGAGAGAAGAGGAAAUGAGCUGUUCAGCUGAAAUUAAUAGUUUGUUAAAGACUUCUUUCAGAGGCCUACUCUAAAGAAACGUGAUCCGUGUAAUGUAAGCUGGUAAAUAAAGCACAGAGACGGUAAAACAGCAGAGCUAACUUGGAGUGGAUACCACAAGGGAAAAAACAAGGUAAAGCAAUGCUGUUACAAUGCUUAAUAUUACUUGCAUGAUAUCUUAUGUAACUGCUAAUCCUGUGAGGUCCCUUAAUCCACUUGUAUCUUCAUGCUGUUUUCAACUGUAAUUAUUCUGUUUCAUCAAUUAAAGGUUCCUCAAUCAGAGAUUCUAAUUCACAAUGAAGCCAGUGUUUUUCAGCGUGACCAUCCUGCUCAUUUCCUACUGUUUGAGUGACGAACACAUAUACACUUAUUUCGGUCUGGUCAUCUGCUUCAUGCUCUGGGCUAAAACGGUAUUCCAUGCAGAAAAUGGCCUGUCGGAUGUAUUUGGCCGGGCGGUGUUGAUUACAGGCUGUGACAGUGGAUUUGGACAUCACCUUGCAAAGAAACUGGACUGCAUGGGCUUCACAGUGUUUGCCGGAUGUUUAUGUCCUGAGGGUCCCGGGGCUCAGAGUCUUGUUGAAAAAGGCUCUGACCGUAUGAAGGUGCUCCAGCUGGAUGUAACCAAAGAUGAUGAUGUCAGCUUGGCCAAGGAUUUUGUGCAAGCAAAUUUGCCAGAGAAGGGCCUCUAUGCGGUGGUAAAUAAUGCUGGAAUCUGUGACUGGGGAGAGACUGAGUGGAGCACUGCCAUGGACUUCCAGAAGAUGGCUGACGUUAACCUGUUUGGUGCCAUCAGAGUCACCAUCCCAUUCUUGUCACUUGUCAGAGCAUCCAAAGGUCGUAUGUUAUAUGUGUCCAGUAUCUUUUCUUUCUUCAACUGUCUGAACAUGGGAGCUUACAGUGUUUCCAAACGGGGACUGGAAGCAUUCGCAGACUCCUUGAGAGUAGAGAUGGCCAGUUUUGGAGUUAAGGUCAGUAUUAUUCAACCUGGAAAUUUUGGCAUGGCCACAAACAUUCUGCCCAAGAAAACACCGCAAGAUAUAUGGGAUGAAUUUGACGAUGCACGUAAACUAACAUUCAACCAGAAAUACAUUGAGAUGGCAUGUGCAUAUUUUAAUGUAUUGUGUACUUCAGGAUUUAAGGAUUGUUCUAUGGUUAUCAAUGCCAUGAUACAUGCUCUCACUGCUCCCAAACCUCAAACCCGAUACCUGCUCGUAUCCUGGAGAGAUAUGUUUUUUUUCUACAUAUGUCCUUUUCUCCCUACUUGUAUCACAGAUUCUGUGUUUUCUGUAAGUUCCAUGUAUCACAAGCGUAAAGUAAUGCUUUACUCAUAAUUUGUUUAUUCAUAUAAGAAUAAGAGAGCUUUUUUUAUAACUCAAGCCCGAAGUGUUGCUGUAAGACUGCUGUACUUAACUCUAACAUAAAACAUUAAAAAAAUUUCCUGGACAGUUGUUCACAAAUAUACUGAAAUGUACUGAAACAUUCUUUAUUUCAAAGGUGUGUUAUGUACUCCUUUUUUCCUGAGUAGAAACAUAGUCUUUUUCACAGAUAAUUUUGCUGAAGACUAUGCUCUAGAAUUUAUCAUGGGCAACAUUAAAAGGACUUUAAAGGCUAA
Carassius carassius (crucian carp) is the source of this 1828-nucleotide messenger RNA. RefSeq names its product D-beta-hydroxybutyrate dehydrogenase, mitochondrial-like. The record is from RefSeq and is a predicted model, not a curated record. Gene Ontology annotation, molecular function: oxidoreductase activity. Bases 513 to 1547 code for a protein of 344 amino acids. The transcript has 5 exons. Lineage: Eukaryota; Metazoa; Chordata; Actinopteri; Cypriniformes; Cyprinidae.